Ostreobium quekettii is the source of this 480-nucleotide messenger RNA. The record is from the annotation of a GenBank genome assembly. Lineage: Eukaryota; Viridiplantae; Chlorophyta; Ulvophyceae; Bryopsidales; Ostreobiaceae.
AUGCUGGUGCGUUUGGAAGUUGAGCUGUGCGGGUGGUUGGACUCAGAAGUCGCCAAUUCGUCCCAGCGCCCACCUGUGUCAGAUUUCCCGGCCUUUAAGGCUUCAUUGAAAUGGUGGAGAGGAUGGAUAUACGUGCACAGUGUGAUCACACCUGCACUUCAAAAGGGUGAUUGGAUGUUGCCAUGCAGACAAUGUGACGUAUACCGUGUUGUUCUGCUAAACUGCGAUACUGAAACAGCUCCACACAGUAACGACCACUCGCAUGUGUUCCUAAUGGCCCUGAAUUGGAGCCCUGAACCCCAAUAUCAUCAAGAAAUAGAGGAGUAUGUGGCCACCAUUCUUCUUGGGCCUUCCAGUGUGGCAAUGGCACCUGACUGGCGGGCAUGUUCCAAUCGCCUCAAAACAUCGCCCAGACAAUACUCUGCAAUAGUUGUGAGGGGAGAAAAGUGGUGCGGUGAGCAGCAGUGUACUUCUCACUGA